AUGAACGCGGUCGUGGUGAGUACGCCGCCACUGGAGAGUGCGGGCUUCCUCGGCCCAACCAGCUAUCGCUCCCUGAUGAGUGAGGGCGUUAGUGAUAGUGACCCUGGCGUGGCAGACACCGACCGUACCACAUAUACUAUCGACCCCCGGCAAUUAGAUCUGGGACUCAAGGUCUUGGAUUUCCUGGUCGAGAAUGCACAGCUCCUGAGAGGUUUAGUCAGGAAGGUGUACGUGCUUGGUCGCUCGCCUAUUAUCCCGGAAGUGCUUAUGUUUCCCGCGCUUGAUAUGCUAUGGGAUCUCUUUGGGGACUAUAUCGCCCAAGAUGAACCAUCAAGACUACGCACAGUUGUUCGCGUUUUCGAAAACUCCUACCAACAAGUCCCGGCCAAAUUAGCCAUGCAUGCCGGUGAGCUGAGCCACUGGAUCAGCGGUAAGAAGGUCAGGUGGGAAACCAUUGGCAGCGUGAUACAAAUUGCCAUCAUGGGCUUGAUCCAUAUGCCCGAGCGUGAUGCUACCCGGAUUGACCCCCAACAGAGAAGCAAGGAUGAGGCUCUCGCCCAGAUGCUGGAGGUCAUUGAUCAGCUAUUACCACUGAGCAAUGCACUGCCGGUUGUCAAUGAGCUCAUGGUCUGCCUGAAGUAUUAUCAGUUGAUGCUUGCCUCCCAGAGAUUUGGUGACUCAAGUCGCUGGCUAUACUCCUCGCUUGGGGUACUCUCUUCAUGUAUUUAUGCUACCGGAAUUCACCAGUACGACAUACCUACAGGACGGCACCCGGGGUUUAUCGACCUGUGGCAGAGGAGAUGCUUCGCCGUAGUGUAUAGCAUGGAUAAAACGAUUGCCACAAUACUUGGUCGGCCACCCUCCAUGACUCGGCAUUAUUGUGUCUUAAAGCCGCCACUGGACAUUGAUGAUGACGUAGAUCCUCCAAACUACGAGCGAAGUCUUCAAAUGCUAGAUAGCAAUGGGUGGAAUACUGACGGAAAGCGACGUCCCUCUACUAUCGUUCGUCUUCGGUUCCUUCUGGCGACAGUCCGAGAGGAGAUUCUUGAGCUACACUUGGGGGUUAAUUAUGUCGACAUCGAGGGAAAAACAAGCAAUAUCUUGCAAAGUCUGCAAUCAAUUUGGGAUACGUGCCCUAGCCAUAUGAAAUAUUCACCCGAGAUGUGGAAUGAACAGAUGCCUUGCCAGGAUAUUGUUGCUCUUCUUUCCGUCUACCUGGAUUACCUCCACUCAAUCUUCCUGUUGCAUCGGUUCGCGACGCAAGAAUGCCAAAAUGAAAUACCCAAGGAGCUUCUUCUUGUGGCAAAGACUAUCCUCUCCACCGUCCUCGUGAUCAAUGAACAUCGGGAAAGAGCAAAAGAGGUCAGAAGCGACUUUUCCAGCAUUUUCCUACCAUACGGACUCCCCAGUGCCGAACUGCUUGCGACAGAGUUACUCCAAUCCUCCAAUCCUCUACUGAGUCGCCCCACCUAUCCUGGGUUGCCACGGGCGGAGAUAAUACGGGAGCUCACCCUCUACAUAUCCUGCCUAAGCUGGGUAGCUCGGCCGGGGAGUGGUAAUUUGGGAUUUUGCAAGAAGGUCAAGGCGAAACUGACCCGCAUCCUGGAUCAAAUCCUGGACCCCUCGUAUGUUGCUCCUGACUCGAGUGGUAACCAUGGUGGAAGUAGCAGCGAUGUUUCGUGGGCUUUCCCAGAGCUCCUCGAUUCUGACUUUACAAUCAACAGUUUACUUCACUCAGAUGAUGGGAGUAACUGGGACCCUGGAUUUGAUCUGUUUUGUGGGCCUGUCUUCUAA
Molecule: messenger RNA, 1794 nt
Organism: Aspergillus bombycis
Lineage: Eukaryota; Fungi; Ascomycota; Eurotiomycetes; Eurotiales; Aspergillaceae
Product: fungal specific transcription factor domain-containing protein
Exons: 5
Coding region: 1-1794 (597 amino acids)
Biological process (GO): DNA-templated transcription
Cellular component (GO): nucleus
Molecular function (GO): DNA binding; zinc ion binding
Source: RefSeq, a predicted model, not a curated record